GUUUGAGACAAUUUUCAAGAAUGGUGAUCUGAUUUUAAUGAAAGAAAAUAUUAAGUCUUUAAGACAAGAUCACUAUGUCGAAGUGUGUGUUCUGGAUACCUGGUGCAGGAUAUUGAAUUUGAGAGAACUCAAUAAAAAACCAGAUAUGCCAUUCAGAUUUUUUGGUUCCUCGUAUUCUAGUAUGCACAGCGUUCCAAUGCCCAAUGAGAAUUGGGAUUAUGAAAAGAAAGCUCGUUUAUUCUGUGAUGGUAUGGCUGAUGAUUUAAGAAAAGCAGGAUGUGAAGAUAAACUUGAAGAUAUUGAUAUGAUUAUGUUCCCUGUGUGCAAGAGCGAGCACUUGUAUGUAGUCUCUUUUGAUUUUAAGGAAGAUGCUAUCGAUAUUUUGGACAAUUCCUCUGUUGGUGGAACCAAGCUUUCAAAAUACCAGUCUCAACAUGUGCAUUUG
Messenger RNA from Striga hermonthica, 445 nucleotides. The record is from the annotation of a GenBank genome assembly. Lineage: Eukaryota; Viridiplantae; Streptophyta; Magnoliopsida; Lamiales; Orobanchaceae.